Molecule: messenger RNA, 2469 nt
Organism: Sinocyclocheilus grahami
Lineage: Eukaryota; Metazoa; Chordata; Actinopteri; Cypriniformes; Cyprinidae
Gene: asah2
Product: N-acylsphingosine amidohydrolase 2
Exons: 19
Coding region: 1-2154 (717 amino acids)
Biological process (GO): sphingosine biosynthetic process; ceramide catabolic process; long-chain fatty acid biosynthetic process
Cellular component (GO): extracellular region
Molecular function (GO): N-acylsphingosine amidohydrolase activity
Source: RefSeq, a predicted model, not a curated record
AUGGCGCGUAAGACUGAGUGCUGUCGGCUCAAUGGUCUGGAGAUCUCCCUCAUAGUUCUCUUCCUUUUGAUGACAGCGGUCUCAGUGGGGUUAAUAACAGUCCUGGCCCUCAAACUGGAUUCAGAAAAACAGGAAGUGACUCCAGAGGAGCCGAGCCCAUCAGUGGAUCCUCCAGAGAACCCUUAUCUGAUUGGUGUGGGUCGAGCUGACUGUACCGGGCCUGUGGCCGAUCUGCCCAUGAUGGGUUACGCUAAUACUGAGCAGACGGUGAGAGGGAUCCAUACACGUCUGUUCAGCCGAGCCUUCAUCGUGGACGAUGGCAGUAAAAGAGUGGUGUUCAUCACUGCAGACAUUGGCAUGGUCUCUCAGAGGCUGAGGCUAGAGGUUCUGCAAGAGCUUAAGGCGAAAUACGGAGACCUGUACAGACAGGACAAUGUGGUCAUUAGUGGCACACACACACAUGCAGGCGUGGGUGGCUAUUUCCAGUACACCCUCUUUAUGAUCACCAGUAAAGGCUACAUUAAGCCGUCUAUACAAGCCAUCGUCAGUGGAAUAGUCAAGAGCAUUGAUCUAGCUCACAGGAAUUUGAGACCUGGACGAAUUUUUAUAAAUAAAGGACAACUAGUCGACAGCAACUUGAACAGAAGCCCACAUUCAUACAUGAACAACCCUGAGGAGGAGAGAAACAGAUAUGAAUUCAACACAGACAAGCAGAUUGUCAUCCUGAAAUUCACAGAUCUGGAUGGGGAUGGUAUGGGCUUGCUCAGCUGGUUUGCUGUUCAUCCCGUCAGUAUGAAUAACACCAAUCGCAUGGUGAGCUCAGACAACCUCGGCUACGCCUCUUAUGCCUUCGAGCAAGAGAAAAACAUUGGCUUUCUACCCGGUGAGGGUCCUUUUGUAGCCGGCUUUUCCUCCAGUAAUCUUGGAGAUUCAUCUCCCAACAUUCUCGGCCCCGUCUGUGUGAACACAGGCGAGAAGUGUGACUACCUUAACAGCUCCUGUCCCAUCGGUGGAAAAAAAGAAUGCUUAGCUUUUGGACCGGGUGAGGACAUGUUUGAAAGUACCAGGAUGAUAGGAGAGAAUAUGUACAAAAAAGCAAAGGAGCUGUACAGCAGAGCAAAGCAGGAGCUACAUGGGCCCGUUUACGGCGCACAUCAGUGGGUCAACAUGACCGAUGAGACUGUCCCAUUGAACUCAACUCAUACAGUGAGGGAUACAAAUGGAGAUCCUUUCUGGGAUGGAAUAAGAGAUGCAGUUUUGGGACCGCCGUCCAACGAGACCACAGCUUGUCAUCGGCCUAAACCAAUCCUCUUCAGCACUGGGGAGAUGAAUUCGCCCCUCCCAUGGCAUCCAGCCAUUGUGGACGUUCAGAUCAUCACUAUUGGCUCUUUAGCCAUAGUUGCGGUCCCAGGAGAAUUUACUACCAUGUCAGGGAGAAGAAUACGAGAGGCAGUCAAAAAGGAGUUGGAGGUGAAAGAGUCUUUCGCUAAUGCAGAAGUGGUCGUUGCUGGUCUGUGCAACAUCUACACCCACUACAUCACAACAUAUGAAGAGUAUCAGAUCCAGCGAUAUGAGGGCGCAUCCACUAUUUUUGGCCCUCACACUCUCUCGGCUUAUAUCCAGCGCUACAGAGGCCUGGCCAAAGCUAUAGCUCAUGGAACAAUAAGAGAUCUGCCGAAAGGUCCUGAUCCCCCUUUCUUUGAUGAAGACAAACUUUUUAAUCAAGUGAAGGACCCAGUGGCAGAUUUAGCACCAGCUGACACCGUAUUUGGUGACAUCUUAGAGCAGGUUAACCCUUCCUAUAAAGUGGGAGAAAUUGCAUCUGUCACAUUUGUCGCUGGAAACCCGAGACACUCUGGAGAUAUUAGAGAUAAGACAUUUGUCACAGUGGAGAGGUUUCACAACGACACCGACUCAUGGGAAAUAGUUCACACAGAUGCAUCGUGGGAAACGAGGUUUCACUGGAUUAAAGGACUUGCUGGCCGGAGUCAGUCAAAAGUGGAGUGGCACAUCCCGCUCACGGCACAGACAGGAACCUACCGGAUUCAACACUUUGGACACUACAAACAAAUCAUGGAUAACAACACCAUCACCACACCAUAUGUGGGCACUUCUGAUGCUUUCAAAGUCACCAAAAGUUUUUACUACUAUUGAUCAGUGUAUCACUGAGAAAGAUCAUUAGAUGCGAGGCUGACAGAUAUUAGCUGCUCAUAAGGCAGUGUUCAAUUAACUUAAUAACUAAACGUUGUUGUUCUUUACAUUGUCUUUAAACUUUCAUACAGUGAGAGUACUAAAAUGUAAAAUUCACAGACACUGCCCUGCUAAAAAAAAAAAACAAUAGAAAUGUAUUAGAUAACCAAUAAAAUGUAUUGGUUUUAAUGAAAACUGUAAUGGUGCCUGUGGUUUUCUCCUUGUAAUUGGUCACCUUCUAUUGAUGGCUUGAUAAAACCAAUAAAACCUAAUGGAAUA